UAACAAGAAGUCACUUGGCUGACAACACAUACAGCGAGGAGAACUGAAAGACAAGAAUAUUACCAUGUAUACGAGAUCAAACAGCAUCGUAUUGUCUUUACCGACAAAUAACUUUUUCCAGGAGAACUUUUCCUUCGCCUCAAUGCCACGGAGCAAAGAACCAGAGAUUUUCACCUUCGAGCAGAUUCCUGCUCAGGUUCAGCACCGACCCGCUGCGGUUCUCCGCCAGCGGAGGAAAAACACUCGGGUCAUGUACCCAUCGAACGUUCGUAAAUACCUUCCACCAGUCGAGAAGAGUGCUGCCAAGCGCUGGCUGGUGAUUCUGUGCCUGGUGGUGUUCCUACAGAUCUGGACCGAGGAGGGGGUCAUUGACACGCAGACCGAGAGUGCCGUUCUGGACUCAUCGUGCGAAGAGACACCCUUCGGCCAGUACCAGGUCCUGUCGUUCCAGUCCGCAGAGGAGCAGGCGCGCCAGAUGAGGAGCGACUCGGUUGAGUCUCCAGAGAAAGAGCAGGAACGUCUUUCCAGCGAACAGAACACAUGGGGCACGCUGCUGAACACCACUUGCCCCAGCUGCAUGGAAGAAAUCAAGUGCUCGCCAGGGCAAAACACAAACAAUGGCUACGUCGUCGCUCUGCUAUAUACAGUUCACCACACACUGGGAAGCGACAACUAAAAAGAACUGACACUUGAGUCGCCGAGACCCAACACAGAACAAACUACAACUGCCUCACCCGGUUGAGAGACCGAACAGAGAGGGCUUGUGCCCCCCGUGAAGGGCAGACAAGAGAAACACUUUGAUGGCCAUGGCCUGAGUGGAUCAUAGAUCUACACACACAAAUUGAAGGGACACUGAAGGGACUGGCACUGAUUGCUGACGUUACCUUAAAAUGACACUUGAACGGCUUAUAGAUACAUACUUGAAAUUGCUUUGAAGGUAGAAAUGACAGUUGUGAAAUAACAGAGCCUUACGAGUAGACCUUAGUCUAGGUACUUGCAUAACUCCUGAAACCUGCUUGAUGAUGUCAUGUUUGACGUUUGUGUGUGUAUUUACUUUUAACUGACACUACUUGAAUUGAACACUAAUAUUGUAUUAUUUUUUGUGAAGUUGUUUUAGUUAUUUAUUUAAUAUGUUAUUUUAAUAUGUUAUUUAUUUAAUAUUUUGGGCUUAUUUAUUUGUGAACAAUGAACGUAAUAUAAA
Molecule: messenger RNA, 1201 nt
Organism: Alosa alosa (allis shad)
Lineage: Eukaryota; Metazoa; Chordata; Actinopteri; Clupeiformes; Clupeidae
Exons: 1
Coding region: 65-676 (203 amino acids)
Biological process (GO): negative regulation of apoptotic process
Source: RefSeq, a predicted model, not a curated record